GUGUGUACAGAGGCCACGUUGCCUCCUCUCAGACACAGGCCACACCCCUUCACUUGACUCAGAGGCCACGCCUCCAUAUCUCACACACACUGAGGCCACGCCUCCGUAUCUCACACACACUGAGGCCACGCCUCCGUAUCUCACACACACUGAGGCCACGCCUCCGUAUCUCACACACACUGAGGCCACGUCUCCGUCACUCACGCACACUUAGGCCAUGCCUCUGUCACUCACGCGCACGGAGGCCACGCCUCCGUCACUCAGACACAGGCCACACCCCUUCACUUGACUCAGAGGCCACGUCUCCGUCACUCACGCGCACGGAGGCCACGUCUCAGUCUCUCAUGCAAACGGAGGCCACACCUCUUUCGCUCAGAUUGACAGGGGCCGCGCCUCCUUGACUCAGACUGACACAGAGGCCACGCCUCCUUCACUGAGACUUAUGACUGUAUUGUUAAUAUUAAGACCAGAUUGUCAGGAUAAACACGCUGCCUCAUGUUAUUUUGGAGCAUACAGCCUGAGAAGCAGCUCAACCAGGUCUGUUUUAUUCGUACUCAUUUUUAGCUUGUUUUUUUAGCUGACCUGUUUCAGCUUCUCAUCUCUCUCUCUCUCUCUCUCUCUCUCGCUCUCUCUGUCUUUCAUCCCUCCCUCCCUCAUCUAACGUCUGUUUCUGGGCCUCCUAACCAGGCCACUGCUACGCUGCAACACUGCUGGAUCUGCACCCGCUGUCCCGAAUAGAUCACAUCACAGAUGCAGCAUUUUUUUCCCUUUCAUUAUUUCCAUCUCUGAGAGAUUACAGCAAUAAAAGCCAGUCAGUUGCAUCUUUUCAAACUGUUGCUUAUGUAGCAUCACACUUGGAGGAAAGUGCCAUUUGCCCUUUUCCACAUACACAACCUCACAGGCACCCGUGAUUGGCUAGUGGUGCUCUGAUUGACAUGGGAUAGACAAUAAGCCCCUCCCACCUAGAGAGCCCAGCCACUGGAUGACUCCGGCAUCGUUGGGAUUCAUAAUCGUAAUUUUCGCGUUUUUUGUUGCGCCUCUGCGUGGCAUCCCAGAUAACGUGGACCACCAAAUUUCAACCAAUCAGAGCCAGGAGGUGUGUCUACUCUCCUGAACUGGUAUUCAGAUUACUGAAAAUUACGGACAGAUUACGAUCUAUCCAUUGAAUAAGGAGGUUGGGUAGUAAACAGGAAGUUGUAAUAGUAAGCAGGAAGUGGUAGAACUUUUAAGCUUUGCUGAUAUGAAUCUGCAGUUAUUUUAACCUUUUCAUUGAUCAAAUAGUUGAUGUGUUGACGGAGGAAAAUGAGAAAUGUUUCCACGUGGAUUUUUCAGCUUCUUUUCGAUUUCUUAUAAAUUCAGAGUGGGGCUCUUGCUAGCCCAGCAUGCUAAUGAAAACAGAAGCUGUUCCACAUUCCUGUUGCUUUCAGAGAAAACGCUUUUCUAUGAAAAGGUCACAAUUUAUCAAGGAAAAUCAACACAAAAGAGAUGAGAAGACUUUUGUUUUUUAUUUACAAAUAACUAAUCGGGCUCCAUGUGUUGUGUUUGAAGCGCUGAUUCAUGGUUAUUUUUCUGAGAAGUUCUGACCCGAUACUGACUCGGCUCACAUCAUUUCUCACAUCGUAGCUCUCUUUAGACUGAACUCGUGAAUCCAGGACAGUGAAGUAGGACCUCGCUGCUCUAAUUAACCAUCUACAUUCAGUAACAAACUUUUCUGAAACAGUUUGGGUUGGGUUUCUGAAUUCCGAUAAGUCUGUAGGCUCGGUUCAUUCCUGCAUCUUAGAAACAUUUACGCUAACUGCUUGUAACUGUGUUCCAGAAGGUUCUUAUCCGAGUAGAAGUGGCUUCUUAGCCGUGAUCUGUUUCUGUCUGUUGACAGAUCUUCUUCUGAAACAGGAAGUCAGCGUGACUGCGUGACAGACAGUAGUGUGUCUUCCACCAAUGCCCCGCCCCCUCCCCCACGCCAAAUCUAAACAAAUCUGGAUAUAGCUUAGUGAUGAGAGAUUAAAAAGGAGGAGGAGCCUUGAUGGCGUAUAAAGAAAGAAUUGCGAUUUCGCUCAAUCUGAAGGUGCGUUCACACCAGCGAGCGACAAAGCGAAAGGCGACUGUUCAUAUACGAUUUUCUACAUAUGCACACAAAACACAGAGCUGCAAUUUGAGUGACAGGGCGACACUUGAGUCAAAAUAUUCUCAACUGGAUGCAAAUUUGGCAUGACGCCAUAAAAGGAACCAAUCCACAGCAUUGAGAUCAUUAGUGCCUCUGGUGAAGUAGCUAGUACAGUUAGCUCACGCCGCUAAUCUGCUAAUAUUUACAAAGCCUGGCAUGUUAACAGGCAAAUCAAACAACCAAUUUUACCUCUUUUUUUCAAUGUAUUAAAAUAUUAGAAUUUAUUUUAAAUACAUUUUAAAGAUAAAUAAAUCGUAUAAAACAAGACGCGCCUCCUGUGGGCGGGGCAUAUACGUUUCUCCAGAGCAUUUUAUUGGACCGCCACAAAAUUUUUUAUCGUUUUUGCCACAAGUGUCAAAUUAUAAAAUAAAAAAGAAAAUAUCAGCCAAAAUAUAUUUUUCCACCAAUAUGUUUUUGUAGGUUGAGCAACCAUUACACACGUUUUGAAUCCGUUACUAUAGAAACGAUGACUUCAGAACGAGCUCGUUAAUAUAAAUUUGCAUCUGUGCUGCUGUCAGAAAAUAAAUCAACAAAUUUUGACUUGUAUGCAAGAUGAGCAUUUUUACAUCGUGAAUUGCUUAGAAGCACAAGCUGUAAACAUUCCUCCUCCUCCUUUUUUUUUUUUUUUUCGCUCUCUGUUGCACAUCUGUUUGCUCUGUGUGUGUGUGUGUGUGUGUGUGUUUGUGUGUGUGUGUGAGAGAGAGAGUGAGAGAGAGAGUGAGAGAGAGAACAUGUGUAAGGGAUAGAGGAAAGCAUUUGGCAGUAAUAAGGCAAUGAUGUGGCUUGUCCAGGCGGGAGGAUUAAAACCAUUUUCCCUCUUGAGGAUGACGAUGAGAACGGAGGUGGAGACACCCUUACACACACGCUGGUGCACGCAGACGCACACACACACACACACACACACACACACACACAAGAUGUUAAAUCCUCGUGCUCUAAAUGGCUAUAAAUUGAAAAUAUUAUAUAACUGUCACCAGGCAUUGUAAAAUACACUGGAUCUGGACAGCUGAUCACUGUGUGUUGUGGAUAGAUAGUCAAGUGUGUGUGUAUGAUUGAGGUGUGUGUGUGGGAGAAAGGGAGAGAGAGAGAGAGAGAGAGAGAGCGCGAGAGGGGAAGGCAGGGGAGGAGGGGGAGAGCUCUGCCAUCUGAACAGAAUGUAUAAUCAAGCCUCCGUCAUGUGAACGGUUGCAGCUCUUGGAGGAAAGAGCGAGCAGAAGAGAAGAGACAGAGUGGAGGGUGUGUGUGUGUGUGUGAGAGAAAGUGUGUGUGUGUUGGCGGCUGAAAAAUGGAGCAAGUGGAAAGAGACGGAGAAGCGUUCGCCGCUUGGAGCACGAAACGGCGAGCGCGAGCAGCUUUCACGGGAGAUUGCUCGUGUGGCAUAUUCACAGGAUGCCUACCUUAAAGGUCAUGACGCCUACAGCGGAAAUGCUCGCCACAUCCCAGAGCCACCUCCCAUAUGUUACCCACGAGUAGACUGUAAACCCCUUGGGAUGGCUGAGGCGACAGAAAUCACUGCCUCAGGGGGGCUGCAAUCAGAUUUGGGAUACCGUGUGGAGAUACCUGUACCCCCUUCGCCUCCACCGAGGAUCCCAAAGACUCAAACAGCGGUGUGCGUGUGCAACGAAAACGUCCGGACGGUGGUGGUGCCAGCAGAGGUCCACAUGGGUCACAUGGUUCCCGGAGAGUACAGUCACGCGGGUCCCGAUCCUAUGCUGAUGAGAACGAGGUCAUAUCUUCACCCGCGCAAACCUGAUCUGUAUUCUCCAGGUUACCAUGGAGAUUCGUAUGCCGUUCCACCGCCUCGUUAUCAUCCAUCUUCUUCCACCGUUUCUCCGGCUUCCCAGCAAAAUAUUGACUGGCGAACAUAUCAGACUUACAGGGAAUACAUUGACCACAAAGGCCUCCACGCAUACAGUCGGACGAUUCAGGAGCGUUUGGACAGUUUGCGUGCUGCCACGGCUGCUUCACAGACCUCUUCAAACUUUGCGCAGAAAGCCACUUGGGGCAAUAAAAUCCGUCGUAGGAGUACGUCUCACGACCGGUCCUAUCAAGGACCCCCUAUGCUUCCGCCUCGCAGUGCCUCCCAGGAUCGGAUGACCGGGACAGAAAGAGUCUCCCGAGCGCAAGACUGGCCUCCUCGGAGCAUCUCCUCCGACGAGAUCAUCCGGAACGCUCGCUUUCAUUCCACGGACUACAUCGAGCACGGUGAAAUGGCUCCUUGGCCUGUUGAUCGGAGAGGUUACGGCAGGACGGAGCAAGGACCUCGUCCCAAUCGGCAGCCCGUUCCCCAGAGACCUGUGAUGUAUCCGCAUUCCUAUGGAAACAGCGUCCGAGGUAGAUCCGGUCCACAUCAGCUGAGCUGUAGAACGGACAUCCCGCCUCCUGCGGUUUCUUCCGACAGAAUCUUGCGCGUCGGUAAAAAUCAGCCCAAAGAGGCACAGUCAUGUAAAGACCAAAGACUUUUAAGUAAUCACAUUACAGUUUCAGUGGCUAGCCAGCAGUCCAGGACUCGUGCCGAGACGAUGCAAAGUCCAGAACUGGUCAAAGAAGCCUCAGUGGGUCAAAGGUCAACCUCCUGCUCUGUGCCUACACCUCAGAGGCAAGUGCAACCUGGAGCUCCGGGGCAGAGGAUCCACCCGCGGGAUCUGAAGGGAUUAUCGGUGAAUGGGUGCAGUCCGGUGGAAGGUGUAGUGAUGCGAGAAAAACCCCCCACAGGGAAAAGCACACCGCUACGCCAUCCUUCCUACAUCCAGGCGCAGGAGCAUCAAGACUCCCUGUUUAGCUCUGCUAACCUGAACGAAUCGCUCGACUCCAUCCCCUUCAUCGAUGAGCCAGCGAGUCCGAGUGUGGAUCAGGGAGCCAGUCACAUCUCUGCGUCGGCUGUGAUCUCCAUGGCUCAGAGCGCAGCGGCCGACUCUCUCAGCUCCGACACGCCGAGCCCUCACAUGCGCAGACAGCUGUCUCACGACCAGGAAUCUCUCAGAAGUGCUAUUCUGGAGCAAAGUGGAACCAGAACGGAGCGCUCCAAAUCGUAUGAUGAAGGUUUAGACACGUACAUGGAGGAGGGGCGGAGGCGUUCCAGUAAGCCCAGUCUGAAGGUGUUCAGGAAGGCUGUCGAUGGCCAUAAAUCGUCGGAUGACUCCAGUUCCAGGAGAGACUCUUGCUCAGACAUCUUCACCGAUUUCUUUAAGGAGGGCUGGCUACAUUUCCGACAGCUCAACACGGAUAAGAACAAACGUGUGGGUGGAGGAAUGCGGGCGUGGAAGCAGAUGUACGCUGUGUUGCGAGGCCACUCCGUCUUCCUCUAUAAGGACAGAAAGGAGGCUCAUGUGCACUCGCAGCUCGACGACGAGCCGCAGCAGGUGAGCAUCAAAGCCUGCCUCAUCGACAUCUCCUACAGCGACACCAAGCGCAAAAACGUCUUCCGGCUCACCACGUCCGACUGCGAGUACCUGUUCCAGGCCGAGAGUCGCGACGACAUGCUGUCCUGGAUACGAGCCAUUCAGGAGAACAGCAACCUGGAUGACGAGAGCACCGGUGUGACGAGCACCGACCUGAUAAACAGAAAGAUCAAAGAGUACAUCUCUAUGAGUGCUCCUACGAGUAAAACGGAACCUUCACCCAAAGCUUUGCGACAGUCUCUGAGCAUCAAACACACACUGCUGGGGGUCGCGGGGGGCAAGAGUCAGACCACACACUCUCCCAGGAACGAGCAGGAGAGGAGCAGCAAAGACGACUCGAGUCCACCGCGGGACAAAGCCGCCUGGAAGAGAGGGAUUCCGGGGCUGAAGAAAAAGCCGCAGGAGAAAAAGCCCACAGCGGGAGUGACUUUUGGAGUGCGACUGGAAAACUGUCCUCCUGCACACAACAACAGGUUUGUGCCACUGAUAGUGGAGGUGUGCUGUAAGCUGGUGGAGGAGAGGGGGCUGGAGUACACAGGGAUCUACAGAGUCCCCGGGAACAACGCGGCCAUCUCCAGCAUGCAGGAGGAGCUGGAUAUUAAGGGCAUGACCGACAUGGACCUGCACGAUGACAAAUGGCGGGAUCUAAACGUCAUCUCCAGUUUACUCAAAUCUUUCUUCAGGAAGCUACCAGACCCUCUGUUUACCAAUGUGAAGUAUUCCGAUUUUAUCGAAGCUAAUCGAACGGAGGAUGGUGUGGAGCGAUUAAAAGCACUAAAGAGACUGAUCCACGAGCUUCCUGAGCAUCAUUACGAAACCCUGAAGUUCCUGUCUGGCCAUCUAAAGACUGUCUCUGAGAACUGUGAGAAAAACAAGAUGGAGCCACGUAACCUGGCCAUCGUGUUCGGCCCGACGCUGGUCAGAACCUCAGAGGACAACAUGACACACAUGGUCACUCACAUGCCUGAUCAGUACAAGAUCGUGGAAACGCUCAUUCAGCAGUACGACUGGUUCUUCUCGGAAGACGGAGAUGAGGAACCUGUAACGGCUGUGGAGCAGGAGAGCACGGUUCAGUCUCAGCCUGUUCCUAACAUCGAUCACCUGCUGACCAACAUCGGCCGCACCGCUCCCUCACCUGGAGACGUCUCAGAUUCAGCCACCAGUGACUCUGCCAAAUCAAAGCAGGGCUCCUGGGGCUCGGGUAAAGACCAGUACAGCAGAGAGCUGCUGCGCUCGUCCAUCUUCGCCAGCCGCAAGCGCAAAAAACCCAAAGACAAACCUCAGAUGAGCAGCUCGGAGGACGACCUGGACUCCAGCUUCUCCAAGAAAGAGAUUCAGGACGAGAGCGAGCCGAACGAUGAGCGGAACGAGGAGGUUGAGAGAGAGGCAGGAGUCUGCGAUCGUCUAGAGAAGUCUGAUGAUGCUGACCGGAGAUCGGAAAAGAGCAUCGUCAAUGUUCCAACAGAAUUUAAAUCCGACAUCCUGCCUCUGAAACCACUGCAGUUCGAUAAAUCCAACGAGUCUCCGAAAAAACACCGAGUGCUGAGAGAGAGAGAAGUGGUGCGUCUGAAUUCGCUCUCGGACCCGCCGUCGACCUCGUACGAUGAGGGCUGCGUUUCCGAUUUGGGAACGCUGAACAGCACGAGCUCUCAGGCGUCCGGCCCCAGAAUCCGGCGGGGCAGAAUUCCGGGUCCCUGGAUGGAGAAUGCAGGAGCGGAGGUGUGCUCCAUCACGUCGGAUUACUCCACCACGUCGUCCAUGACGUUCCUGACGGGGAUCGAGUCUACUGCGCUGAGUCCGGCUCACGACGCCGAUGACGAGAGGAGCGAGCUUAUCAGCGAAGGCAGAAACAUCGAUUCGGACAGCGAGAGCAACUUAUCUGUGUUCGCGCUCACCAGAGACGACGGCGCGUCCGAAGACGUUUUAUCUGUGCGAGAAGAAGGCGGAGACGCGCCUUUUCAGAACUCCCCCAGUCUUCUGGUGUCGCAGCGCAUCGUCGCGGGCGACACGUUAGCACGAAAGAGAGGAAGCCGACAAAAAACAGACAGCGAGUCUUCGACGGACGGUGGGCGUAGCGAUAAAGAGUCGAGGAUUUCAAAAAUGCUGGAUGUCGUCAAGGGGAAAAACAGCAGCAACGAAAACGACCCCAUCUGGCGAAUCAAAAUCACCGAUCGCCUCAAGUGUCGUCUCCGUUCCUCCGCUGAUGACAUGUUCGGUGUCGGAUCGCAGCGCACCAGAUCUCCCGAGACGCGCAGCAAACGCAAGACCAACAUACGGCGCCGCCACACGAUGGGCGGCCAGAGAGACUUUGCGGAACUGUCCGUCAUCACCGGGGCCGAGCUCUCCGCCAUGGAUCGCUUAAAACCCAAGUGCAGCUCGCAGGACUUUUCCAUUGCCGACUGGCUCGUCAGAGAGCGGCAUCGCGCAAGCAACCCGGAAGUCAGCCUGGAAAACUCGGACCUGUUCUCCGCCGGGGCCUCGGGGUCCAGUUCGGGAAUGUUAAACGGAGAAGCAGUGGCUCAGCUCAAAAGCUUCAGCUUGGCCUCCGAUGCUCAUCCACACAAACUGUCCGGGGCGCAGGUGGUGCGCUCGCGUUUUUAUCAAUACCUGUGAACGGAUGGAUAGAAUUCUGAUAGACUGAAGCGUGUGUGAGUGUAAGGUACUUAAAACAAUGAGUUAUUUUUUUAUACGUGAUUUAAAAAAAGUGAAGAAGGACGGUACUGACGCAGGUUUCUGACAGUCAGGAAGAGGAGGGUGACGGAUGACUGCUGGUGGUGAUGAUGGUCGGGGGGGAGGGGGGUAAACAGGCGACGUUAUGUUCUCAAACGAAGUGGUCAUGAACGUGAUUUUUGAAAAGUUUUUAAGACGACUUGUUCUCGCAAGUGUAAGAAGGUCUCAACUCAACCAAAAUGAAGAAUGUAUCUAAUCUGCUUGCUGUAACGCUUAAUUUGUGCUAUUUCUCAUCUUUUGUUUGUACAUAGCCCCUUUGUUUUAAUGUACUUGAAAAGAUUUUUCCAUUAUUCGAAUUUGUCUAGCGCUACUUGUGUAGCGUGGUGGUUUUUUAAAAUGUGUAUAAUUAAGGCCUCUCUGAUGCAGCUGCUUAUCUAUUGUCAUACGACCAUCAAAAAAAAAAAAAAAAAGAAAAAGAUGAAAUGAAGAAAAAUUUGGGAUAACAAUAAAAUUUAGGAACUCCUUUCCAUCAGUAAAUACCCGUAUCAUGCAAUAUCAGCCUGAGCCGCUGGACUGGUGCUGGUACUGGUAUUUCAUUUCCGAUCAGAUCCAGCAGAGGGCACUGGUUAGUCUUUUAAAGUGAUACUCCACCAUUUUUUAGCGUAAUCUCUAUCCGCUGUGUGCGUCCGAGUCCAACAAUUUUAAAACGUUUCCCUGCAUCGAGAAAUGAAUCAAAAAUCAUUUUACUCCAAACUCCCUUGUAACGGAAGCGUAAGGGCAGAUGUUGAAUCAUCAGUAAAUGUUUAAAGUGUGUGAGAAUUCAGUCUGCUGUUCCGGAGUUUUAUCACUACGGUGAAAAGUAGCUGGUUGCUUUGAGCUUUCCUGAAAGUUUAACAGUUUUAAUACGCCAUCACAAGCGACAGCGGCAGAGAUUAUUGUUCAUGUUCACCUGACGCGGGCCUGACACGGGCCUGACACGGGCCUGACACGGGCCUGACACGGGCCUGACGCGGAGCCGCGAUUACAGCCUCAAACAUUUUCAUUGUAUGACGUUACAAAAGUGUGACAUGACCACGUGACAAAUCCAAACGUUUGGCUUGGACGACUGGAUGCGUGUGUUGCGACGUUUCUUCAGUUUCCCGCUCUGUCAUUGAGUGUGUAUAGAGACACUACAAAGAAAAAUAAAGCUUGGAAGGAAGAAGCAGAGAUCGUUGGUGCUUCUGGUGAGUCUUCAUAGCUAGUACACUUAGCUCGCUUUGCGACUCUGAUCUGAGAACGAAGCUAGAACGAAGCCAAGCAAGCAAAGUAAACCGAACAACCGCUUUUCACACUGAUUAGCACGUUCUGCAACUUGUGAAUAAACAGCUAGCUUUAUUAUAUAAUACCAUGCUACAGUGCAAUAAAAAAAGAAAAUGGACAGGCCAUGCCCACAACUGACAAACUGAAUACAAAGUGAUGUAUUUGUACAGAUUUAAAGCUGAAUAUUUAAUGAAAAUGUUCCUAGGAAAAUGUUUUGCGUGUUGUUUUUAAACGACGUUAAAAAGUUUGAUGCGCGAGUUUAAGUUUGGAGUAAAACAGAUCUUUGGUUCUUUUCUCGUUAUACGGAAACGUGACAAUUCUCAUGUUUUAGAGAUGAAAUAAAACCUCAGCGUGUUAAUGUUUAGUGUUGAGAACGUGUCUUUUCAGCGCGGCACGUGUGUACCCGGGUGACGGAGGUGCGCCGUGUGGAACUCGUGCCAUAUGUCCUUCUGAAACACACUACAGCGUACUGUGAAGAGAAAGUGUUCCCCACGUCAAGAGAACACACUACACACAUCUGUUUCUUUUCUUGCAUUCCACUUCGGUCUUAACACUUUUUUUUUCUUUUUUUUUUUUUUUUCUUUUUUUUUUUAAAAGAACAUUUUCAUUUCAUUUGUGUAAAAUAAUUUAAAUGUGCAUACGUGUUGCGGCACGUCUCUCUCGUCACGUCAGGUUCCAGUUCUGGAAGUGGUGUAUAAUACAGGCGUGUAGAUAGCGGGACCGACGGACUGGACUGGACUGGACCAUGUGCAUCAUCUCCAGGGGAGAGUGUGUGUGUGUUUGUGUGUGUGUGUGUGUGUGUGUGUGUGUGUGAGAGAGAGAGAGAGAGAGGUCUUGUUUUUUUCUAUCAUGCCCUGUCCGCUACAUACGUGGACAAACAAAACACUGGAAAAAAAAUAAACGCUUUAUGUCUGACCAGGAAA
Pangasianodon hypophthalmus (striped catfish) is the source of this 10457-nucleotide messenger RNA. RefSeq names its product Rho GTPase activating protein 21b (gene arhgap21b). The record is from RefSeq and is a predicted model, not a curated record. The transcript is spliced from 20 exons. Bases 3655 to 8178 code for a protein of 1507 amino acids. NCBI's taxonomy places the organism in Eukaryota, Metazoa, Chordata, Actinopteri, Siluriformes, Pangasiidae. Gene Ontology annotation, molecular function: phospholipid binding; protein binding. Gene Ontology annotation, biological process: signal transduction.